CAAGAAUUUUCCCAUUUUCUUUUCUCGCCCUGUGCCUCAAAACAUCAUUCCCUCUUUUAAAUCCCCUCAGCCCGGCCAGAAAAUGCAUCAUGAGUGCAAUCCGAGGCUUUCUCAACGCCUUCAAGGCCCGCAACCCCCCAAUCACCGGGAUAAUCAACCUUAAACCCCUCAGCGACUCCAACGCCUCCGUGGGGAGAGCUUUUCUCGAGCGCUGCAACCCCUUUAGAGACAUCCCCAAAGACGCGAGGCUUGAGAACACACUAUGCGAAGUACGAUACAUCGAUCGUGUCCUCCGCGACACUCUUGUUCCUACGUCAUUGCCGGGUGAUGAUUAUCAUUUUUGCUCGAAAUUAUUGCGAAGUUUGGAAACGAGGCGUGAUUUAACGUGGUUGGUUCUCGGGGAGACGGAUAUAAAGGAUACGAUUGGUGCUAUUGCGAGGAGAGGUGGGCGAAGGGCGCCUAUUCCCGAUGAGCCUCACAAUAUUCAUAAUCGCGCGAAAGCUCUCGAGAGACAUUGGUCUGCGCUGGAAAAAUGCCACGCCAAGCUUCGAGAAUGGGAGCCCAAAUACGCGACGCAAUCACAGCCGCCUCUUUUAGAAGAAGAGGAAGGGUCUGUUCUUGACUUAAGCGACGAACAGGCUGCGCAUGCAGAGAUUGAAUAUCGAGAAUGGCGUUCCGAUCGCGAUAGAAAAGUAUCGUAUUUGAAGCUCAAUCCACCUGAGCCAGCGGCGUUUGUACCUGUUGAACGACGAGAUAUUCAAACGGAUGAGACGUGGAAGAUACUCCCCCCUUCAGAGAGUGAGAUUGGGAUGAAACUUCUGCCAGUUUGGACGCCGAUUAUUUUUCAAGAGGUACCUAUUGAUUGGGAGAGUCCUGAUUCGACUUUGAGGAGUACUAUUGGGGAGAGGAGAAGGAGGGAUGAGUUUAGAAGGAGGGAGAAUGAUAGGAGGGAGAGGAAGUUUGAGUUUCAGAAAAAGCUUCGUGAGGAGAUGGGUAGGUCAUGAUGUUUGGGUUGAAUUACAGGAGUUUUGGUUGGGUUUGUGACCUGGGAUAUAUAAGGUCUUGGUGUUUGCAUACAAGCUUGAUAUUCAACAUACAUCAGCAUAGACAACAAGAACAGAAGGAACAGGAGCAUAUUUAUCUAUGCUGGAUAUAUAAGAUAGGACAUGCUGAGAUAUCCCUACAGAGCCAAAGGGCUAAGUCUUCGGCUUCGACAUAUACACAAGAGAAGGGACACAAGGACGAUCAGAGAGCAGAAUACUUAUGAGUAUAAAAGUUCUUCCGCUAAGGCUUUGACUUCUUGUUUAUUUUAACAACAAGAUGGGGUUUCUAAACAAAACCACGACUUGGCAAAAACAGCAACCAAAGCACUCCUUGACGACCAGGAGUUCAUCACAACCCGCGAACAAUCCCCCGACGGCAUUUCUUUAACUGUCCACCGGAAUGCAACGCUAUCUCGCACACGGUCUGACAUUCUGGACAUCCGAUGCCUCAAAGUCUAUCACACACCGAAGUCUCAUUCUCCAACCCCUCCCCUCAGAACAAGCUUCUUCUACAAAACUCUAAGCGAAGCCUCAAUUGGUCAUCGAACUUUUGUCAAACGGCCCAGCCAAUAGGAUCCUCCCGCUCGCCGAUCGACACGAACGGCUUAUCAUACCACGAUGCUCGAUAUCACGAACCCCGCAAAUAGCUGCAUUAGGAAGGCACAGAUAAGUAUUCAUGCCGAACUUCCGUGCUCGCUUCUUUACUAUGGUGUGUUACGCUGUGUACCCUUGUGAGGAGGACUUUAUCGUAGCAAAAGUUCCUCUGAUCGUCGGGGAACUAUUAUGUAU
Messenger RNA from Fusarium verticillioides 7600, 1832 nucleotides. RefSeq lists its product as hypothetical. Bases 90 to 1004 code for a protein of 304 amino acids. The record is from RefSeq and is a predicted model, not a curated record. The transcript has a single exon. NCBI's taxonomy places the organism in Eukaryota, Fungi, Ascomycota, Sordariomycetes, Hypocreales, Nectriaceae.